Leptidea sinapis is the source of this 4777-nucleotide messenger RNA. It is a transcript of the gene Myb, whose product is annotated as transcriptional activator Myb. Gene Ontology annotation, molecular function: RNA polymerase II cis-regulatory region sequence-specific DNA binding; DNA-binding transcription factor activity, RNA polymerase II-specific. Bases 288 to 2645 code for a protein of 785 amino acids. Gene Ontology annotation, biological process: regulation of DNA-templated transcription. The transcript has 14 exons. NCBI's taxonomy places the organism in Eukaryota, Metazoa, Arthropoda, Insecta, Lepidoptera, Pieridae. The record is from RefSeq and is a predicted model, not a curated record. Gene Ontology annotation, cellular component: nucleus.
GCGCGCGUCAGUCGCAGCCGGUCCGGCUCAGCAGUCACAACGAUUAGGCCGUUGUUUGUGUCUAGAGUUAUUGUCCUGUGGAAGAUUAAAAAAAGUUUACACAUUUUACCGCGAAAAACUUUUGUAUAUUUUAUAAAAUAUCGACUAUCGUCGUAGUAGUGACCGUAGUAAAACACAAAAGUGAAUUUGUUUGGUAGUAUUAUGUUUUAUAAUGUUACUUAGGUCAAGUUAUGAUAAGGGUGGAUUAUAUUUUCGUAAACAUAUUAUUUAAAACUGAAGUGUAAGCAAUGCAAUAUCAAAGUAUCGACGAUGAUGAAUUACAAUAUCGGAUUUUUGGCGAAGCUUAUAACCUACCAUCAGAAAACAAUGGAGCAAAAGCCGGCAAACGCAAAAAAAGAAGCGGCUAUGUCACAGAAUCUAGCGAGUAUAGCAAUGAUUCAAUGCCGAACGACGAUGGGCAGGCUACAACCAAAAGUGCUGGGUCGAGGAAGAAUUGCAACAGGGGCAGGUGGUCGAAAGAGGAGGAUGAGCUUUUGAGGAUGUACGUACAGAAGUACGGGGAAAACUGGGACGUGAUAUCGUCACACUUCCGAGAACGAUCGGAUAUGCAGUGUCAGCAGCGGUGGACGAAAGUCGUCGAUCCGGAACUAGUCAAAGGACCUUGGACCAAGGAGGAAGAUGAACAGGUGGUUCAAUUGGUCGCCAAGUAUGGCCCAAAGAAGUGGACUCUUAUAGCCCGUAACCUUAGAGGCAGGAUAGGAAAACAAUGCAGAGAAAGGUGGCACAACCACUUAAAUCCAAGUAUAAAGAAAACAGCGUGGACGGAGCACGAAGACAGAGUGAUAUACCACGCGCACAAGCAACUGGGUAACCAGUGGGCGAAGAUUGCCAAGUUGUUACCCGGCAGGACCGAUAACGCAAUUAAGAAUCAUUGGAACUCCACAAUGCGGCGCAAGUACGAGCCCGACCGUAUGGACUCGUUCGUGUUCCGGCGCCGGCUGGCCAGGACACGGCAGGAGACGGCGGCCUCUCCCGGCAACGAGAGGAAAGAGAAUGCGGCCAAGGUAGCCGUCACCUAUAACGAUAGCUGGUCAGCAACCCCGGACCCGUUCAACGAGUCCCCGCACAGCAACUCGUCUCACACGAGCCAGCCAUCCAAGCAGGUGCUCCACUUCCGCCAGCUGCUCAAGGAACAGCUCAACAGUCUGCAGCGACGCUCUCCGGACAGAGGAGGCCUCGUGCAUGCCGAUACUGUGGAGAUCGUGGAGUCUACAGGCGCAUCCAACUUGAAAUUCGUUAACAUAGACACAUUGCCCGAGUUAAUAUCUCCUAUCAAGAGCUAUUUAUCACAACCUUCGGAAGCAACCAACGAUGAAAAUAAAGUGAGCUUCUCGACAGUCCCCGAUUGCAGCGAGGAUUUGAUCGUACCGUCGGUGUACGAGCCCUCCCCGGCCGCGGCCCGGCGCCGCUCGGACCAGCCACCGACCAACAGUCCGCCGCCCAUACUGCGCCGCGCGCGGAACAAGAAGCAGCACAAUAUGUGGUCGGAAACAAUAAAAGCCAUGGAGGGAGUGACUCCUAUCAAGGCGCUGCCGUUCAGUCCGUCACAGUUCCUCAACUCGCCCGCGACCGUCUCCUUCACUAACAACGAAACGCCCGACAGACGUCCUGCAGAAAAGGAAUGGACGGCAAGUCCUUUGCUACAAACACCAACACCAGCCAAUAUUACUCCGGGCGGCACCUCCAAGAAAACUCCUAAAACUCCAACACCAUUCAAGCUGGCGAUGGCGGAGCUGGGAAAGAAGUCCGGGUUGAAAUACUCUCCAUCCAGUCCUGGAGUGUUGGUAGCUGACAUCACAGAGAUGAUCCAGCGAGAAGAGAGUGCCAACAACGACUCUGCCGUAUCCACCGAGAAUGAAACACAGAUGGAUGACAGCGGUAUCAGCAGCGGCUCUCGUAACAAGGAGAACAUGCCCUCUCACAAGAAGGCUCGCAAGGCGCUGGCAGCCGCGUGGGGCGCCGCCACCAGCACGCCGCACAGCGCGCCUGUACCGGACCUGUGCUUCGCGCUCGAGACGCCGAGUAAAACCCUAGUCGGCGAUAAUUCCGUACUGUUCUCUCCGCCGUCGAUUGUCAAGAACUCCCUUCUAGAAGAGUCCACGAGUCUCCAGAGCUUGAUGAGCGCCGACUCCACACCCGACCCGAUGCGAUACGACGAAAUGGACGUCGAUAAUACAGAGACUGUCGAGGUACAACACGGCUAUAUCCCUACUAAUCCCUUACCUAACAAUCCUAACUCUAUUUUAUACGAAUAUCAACCUAAUAAUGACGUGUUUAGGGACAUAACUAAUCUAGAAUCGCCUAAAACCUUCGCGAGACUUAACGCGGACAGGCUAAAGACUAUUAGCAGCGGUAAUGAUUUAGCUAACGAUAAUCUAAUCGCGCCUAAAGAUGUCCUAGCGAAUGCUUUAGUUGAACAUAUAUAUAAAGUUACAAAUCAGAAACCUUCGACUUCGCGGAUAGAUGAGAUAUUGACUAACAAGAUUAAUAGAACUAACGAAGGGGAGAAAGAAAACCAAUGGUGGUCGGAGAAGGAGCAAGAUGAUUUAUAUAACGAUUAUUACAUGUUCACUAAUAAUAUGUAAGAUCCAAUGGAGUCAUCUUAUCUUAAACGAUAAGGCAAUGCUUACUAAGAGUCAACUAGUCAAAUGUGGAUUUAACCAGUUUAAACUGGCUCUUUAGCAAAAACGUUCAGUAUAAGGCUCGAAAUCAAAAAUAAUAGUUAACACAUGAACAAUAAAGAAAAACUAUGUGAUUUAUUAUUUACUCAUAUGUUUCUCGAUUUUUUAACUUACUCAGUGCAGUAAGGGAAAGUACUUCAAAUUCUAUAACGAAUAUAAUCGUAGAUAGAAAAAGCUUUUUGAAUUUACUCAAGUGUAUUUCUCAUUUUGUAGAGGAAUAUUUAAAAUAUCUCAAAACUUAUAGUUAUUAUUAAUGAGCGCUGAGUCCACUCCCGAACCGAUGCGAAACGACAAAAUGAAAGUACUCGUAGAUAAUACAGAUUCUAUGCAAUUGUAAAUAGAAAAAGAAGAAAAAGAAUUUACUGUUGCAAAUACUCGCAUUUUCCCUAAUUUCUAACUUUUUGAACAGAUAGUUAAAUACCUCAUAUUUGAUACUGAAUGUAAGUGUAAAAAGAAAAAAAAAAUCCAUUGAAUUUACACGCGUGUUUCGCUUACUUGAUAGUGAUUAUAAUAUCGUACACACACCAUGAGCAGAUACAAUAGCACGAAAUCGAUAAUAUUUAUAAAUAUUGUGGACGCAAAAUGAAUUAUUAUUGCAAUUACAAAAAAUCGAUUUAAUUUUCUAGCAUUUAUACGCCCAAAGUCUUAUCUCUCGCUGAGUAGAAAUACCUAUAAAUUUCCUUAAUUUUUAACUUGCUUUGAGUCAAAAAAGAUGACAUAAUGGUAGUGUCUAAUCAUUUCUUUUUUCCCCUGCGUAUCUUUACCCGACUGUAAUCCGAAAGAAAUGACAAAGUAAAAAUAAAGGUCUCAAAUGCGAACUAGAAUUACGAGUAUUUUUCUAAAUAAAUUUGAAUAUUAACUUCUAUAAUAAUAUAUAGCGGUUGCAAAAAGGUAAAAGUACUUAAAGAUAACACACGGUUUAAUUAAUUAAUUAAGGUUGUGAUUUGACAAAAAAUAAGUUGACUGCAAUUAUUGUUUGUUUUUUAGGUUAUUGAUUUUCUUUCGUUGUGUUAUUUCAAUUAUAAAUAAAAAUCGAUUGUAGAUGCUAGUUGUAGUAGUACUACGAAAAAGUUAUUUUUAUAAAACGUAUCAACUAAAUCAAAUGUUAUACAAAGUAUUAAUACGUUAAUAAAUUAAUUAAAUGUGUUCUACAGCUUUUUUUUAAAGCAAACCAUAUUUAUUUUUAAGUUUCCACAUAUUUGAAUAAGAUUAUUUGAAAAGAAAUGUUUCAAACUAACGUUUAUUUUUGUGGAUUCGGUUUAGAAUUUUUAUUAUUUGACUUAUUCAGGUAUUAGGCGCGCUUUGUUUAAAAGAUGUGAAUAGUUUUGAUCGUUGUAAACUUUAAUUUUAUAUUUCUUGUUAGAUUUAGAAGCACUUGACGGAACAGGAGAGUUAGGCGACCAAAGAUGAUAAUUUCAUCAAAUGAAUUCUCUAAUAUAUUUGGUUAAUUUUACUUAAUUUUAAACUUUAUUACCUCACGUUUACCACGCACCAAAUUUAGGGUAGUCUAGUUUCGAGUAUUAAAAUUAGUUUAGUUGCAUUUAGCAAGUAUUAACUGAAUUUCCCUUUAGGGCACCCUGUCCCAUUCCUUAUUUAUUAUCAAAUUCUAUAAAUCGCUUUGUAAGUUGCUAGAUGUCCCAAUUUUGAUACUUUUGUGUAAUGUAAUUACAAUAUUUAUUUUUAUAACUUUGUUAUAUAUACAUGUCGGCAGCUACUUAAGAAUACUUUAUUUGAAAUAAAUAAUGACAUUCCGAAUUCCCGUUUUUCCUAAACCCAACUCCCACAUUCCCGCAAUAUUGACAGGCCGGUGUUGAUACUUUAGAACAUUUAUAUUUAUAUUUUUUGUUGUAUUUUUAUUUUGUUAUUAAUUUAUAUUCGCUUGUAAAUUGUUUAAUUUAUUCUGUAGCUGUAGAGAUAUUGUAAUUUGUUUAUUCUGUCAUAUUGUUUUGUUUCGCUGUCAAUAUUGAUAGUUCCAAUCCAAAUAUCCGAUGUGGUCGAAUGUCAUUUUUUAUUUCAAUAAAUGUAUCAUCACCGAA